UGUCCUGUGUAGUGUGGCUCGGCGGCUCGUCACUAAUAUCUCGAUUGGUAACAGUGGCGAACGGUGAUAAUACACCGUUUUAUCCAUUCUCUGGUAAUCAGUGAUAACGUCAUAUUCAUUCUGACAAAUUCCGUUCUUCCCAAGCCCAACUUACUCCCAACUCCCAAGAGUCAAUACGUUAAUUACUGGCCACUGCCUAACAUUAUUCGUUUAUCCAAACCGUUAACUUCGAAACCCAAUAACAACUAACUUAGAACACGAACGGAGUAGCGUUCUACGGACUCGUAACUCUUAAGCAGAGUUUUUCAUUUAGGUUUAGAAGACCCACCUCCAGCUACUGCAACACGCCCUAAAGCCCAUUGUUCGGCAUUUAUUAUUAACAAUUAUCUGUGAUUUUAUUGUGACUGUUGACAAAAAAAAAAAAAAAAAACAAUGACUCUAUUAAAAACAUUUUGGACACCUAUUGUCGUGUAUCCAGACGUGAAAACUGGUUGUAAAUUUGUAGCAGCAUACACGAUUGCCAUAUCAAUUUUCUUGAUGGCACUUCUUGUUCAUAUGCAAAAUGGAGGUGAAUCGACACAAAUGUAUAAUCCAUUUUUUGAAGCUAAUUUACGUGAACUUAACUAUUAUGUGGUGUACACUUUAAUAUUUUUCGCCUACAUGGUGGGUUCAUCUUUAUUGUUGCUGAAAGGUUUGGAGAACAAUCUCCGAGGAUUCCUAUUACCAUGGUUAAUUGGUAUGGGAUUUGUUGUAAUUUUUUUGCUGGUUUGGUCUAUUUGGCUGCUAUAUGGAUACUAUAUUUAUAUUCACAUAGUGUGCGCUGCUGUGAUUUAUUGGAUUGUGGCUGCUAUGCAAUUUUAUUGCUGGUUGUGUGUUUACACUCAAUACAGAGUGAUCAACGAAAUGCAAUCUCCAAAUAUUGAGCUUCUUAUAUUUUAAUAGGUUUUUACGUGCAUAUUUUAUUAAUAUUCUUAUAAAGAAAAUGUUUGUAUUACGACUAUAAAAAAGUAUUCUUUUUUUUUUUACAUAAACCUAGUUUAUUGAAAGUUUUGUAUGGUAUACUACCGCCGCUGAGAGAGCGCUACUAAUUGGCGCAUCCAAAUGACCAAGCUAUGCGUUUUCAUACCAGAAUUUAUCCCACUUUACCACCUAGUUGUGGUAACAACUGUGGCGGCGGCUAGCUUAUGGGCAAGUUUAAUGGUGAAAAUGCGCAAGAUCGGAUUUGGUCGCCGUCCAGUAGCGCUCUCUCACUGGCGGUAGUAUACCUAAAAACCAUUUUGUUAAGACUGCCAUUAAUAUGUAAGAAUUUAAGUGAAACUGCAGCGUUCUAAUUUCAUAUGGAAAUAACUGUUGUAAGAAAUGCUAUAUGAAAUUUGAUAACUGCCGUUCCCCUUAAUUAAAUACAUCUAAUUUGAUCAUUAUUGUAAUCCGUCCAUAUUUAUUUUUCAUUCAAAUUGUGCCUUAAAUAAAAAUAUAAAAUUAAGUAUUAUAUAUUUUAA
Molecule: messenger RNA, 1499 nt
Organism: Acyrthosiphon pisum (pea aphid)
Lineage: Eukaryota; Metazoa; Arthropoda; Insecta; Hemiptera; Aphididae
Gene: pasi1
Product: septate junction component pasiflora 1
Exons: 6
Coding region: 433-939 (168 amino acids)
Biological process (GO): regulation of tube length, open tracheal system; septate junction assembly; establishment of glial blood-brain barrier
Cellular component (GO): plasma membrane
Source: RefSeq, a predicted model, not a curated record